Molecule: messenger RNA, 7294 nt
Organism: Oncorhynchus masou masou (cherry salmon)
Lineage: Eukaryota; Metazoa; Chordata; Actinopteri; Salmoniformes; Salmonidae
Product: dermatan-sulfate epimerase-like
Exons: 6
Coding region: 267-3146 (959 amino acids)
Molecular function (GO): chondroitin-glucuronate 5-epimerase activity
Source: RefSeq, a predicted model, not a curated record
CACGUCCCACUUCUCCAGGCACUUACCCAUACUGCCCCUCAUACAACAGAGUUUAUGACGUUCUCUCUAAAACAGCAAUUUCUCCCCUUACGCAGAAUGGUAACUUUUUUUCACCACUUGAAAGAUUCAACGCAUCGAUGAAUGUCGCGGGGAUUCUAUUAUGAAGUGAAUGGUAGGAGUAUCAAAUCUGGACUACAAUUUUACAACAACUGGUUUUGACAGCUGAGCUCUGUUGGAAAUGCCACUGCGCCCUCGCUGAUGUGAGGAUGAGGUCCUACACCAGAGGGGCCCCCACAGCGUUCUUCAUAAGUCUACUGUGGCCCCUGGUGUCCCCGGUGGUGGGGGUGGGAGAGGAGACGGACCCCACUGGAGGGAUACCCUUCAUGGGAGGGAACUACGAUGGACACCCCAUGCUGUUUUUCGGCCAGGGUGAGGUGGAGGAGUUGCAGGCGGCAGCGGCUGGGACUCACUGGGAGAUGGCUGCAAGGAUCCGCGAGGCGGGGGAGGCCAUGCUGGAGCACCCUGAGGAAUACCUGCCCCCCUGGAGCCCGGCCGAGUUCAGCGCCCGCUGGAACGAGGUGUAUGGAAACAACCUGGGAGUGUUGUCUAUGUUCUGUCUGCUCUACCCACACAGGGCCGGUGCCCUCGACCUGGCCAAGGAUUACAUGGAGAGGAUGGCAGCUCAGCCUAGUUGGUUGGUUAAAGAUGCUCCUUGGGAUGAGGUUCCUGUAGCCCACUCUCUGGUUGGCUUCGCUACAGCCUAUGACUUCCUGUAUGAGUACCUGAGCAAGGUGCAGCAGGAGCACUUCCUGCGGGUGAUCGGUAAUGCUACGCGCUUCAUGUAUGAGAAGUCCUACAUCCGCGGCUGGGGCUUCCAGUACCUGCACAACCACCAGCCCACCAACUGUGUGGCUCUCCUCACUGGCAGCCUGGUCUACAUGGCCCAGGGUUAUCUGCAGGAGGCCUACCUGUGGACUAAGCAGGUUCUGGCCAUCAUGGAGAAAUCUAUGGUGCUCCUCCAGGAUGUGACGGACGGCUCGCUGUACGAGGGCGUGGCCUACGGGACCUACACCACCCGCUCUCUAUUCCAGUACAUAUUCCUGGUGCAGAGACACUUCUCCAUCAGCCACUUCGACCACCCCUGGCUCCACAAACACUUUGCAUUCAUGUACAGGACCAUCCUGCCAGGGUUCCAGAGGACUGUAGCCGUAGCAGAUUCCAACUACAAUUGGUUCUACGGGCCUGAGAGCCAGCUGGUGUUCCUGGACCGAUACGUGAUGAGGAACGGCAGCGGGAACUGGCUGGCUGAACUGAUCCAUCAGAACCGGGUGUUGGAGGGGCCAGGACAGGCCGGGAAGGGACAGCGAUGGUGCACACUGCACACAGAGUUCAUCUGGUAUGAUCCAAGCCUUACUCCCAGGGCUCCUGCAGACUUCGGUACAUCCCAACUCCACUACUUUGAGGACUGGGGGGUCGUCACGUAUGGAAGUGCUUUACCUGCAGACACCAACCACACCUUCCUCUCUUUCAAGUCGGGGAAGCUGGGUGGACGGGCCAUAUUUGACAUUGUUCACAGGAACAAGUACAAAGACUGGAUCAAAGGGUGGCGGAACUUUAAUGCUGGCCAUGAGCAUCCUGACCAGAACAGCUUUACGUUCACCCCUAAUGGUGUUCCUUUUAUCACGGAGGCUCUGUACGGGCCCAAGUAUACCUUCCUGAACAAUGCAGUGCUGUUCUCCCCAGCUGUCUCAGGGAGCUGCUUCAAGCCAUGGGAAGGUCAGGUCACCGAGGCCUGUAACUCCAAGUGGCUGAAGUACAAGGUGGGGCUGGCGGCGGACGCCCAGGGCAGGGUGGAGGCGGCUCUGGAGAGGCAGGGGAUGGUGUUCAUCCGUGGGGAGGGCCAGUCGGCCUACAACCCUGAACUGAAGAUCAGGAGCUUCCAGAGGAACCUGCUGCUCCUGCACCCCCAGCUGCUGGUCCUAGUGGAUCAUGUCCAUCUGGAGACAGACAGCACAACCAGGGCCAUGAGUGCCUUCUUCCACAACACGGACCUGUCCUUUCAGGAAGCCAAAAUAGAUGGUGUGCAUGGAGCCUUUGUCAGACACGGUAAAGACCCGUAUAAAAUGUUCUGGAUGGAUGACACGGGCUUCAGUGAGAAAGGGGUCUUGGGGUACUGGAACUAUCCACGUGGUUACCCCUAUAAUGGCUCUAACUAUGUGAAUGUGACAAUGCCACUGAGGUAUCCACACACCAGGGUGGCCUAUAUCUUCUUUGGGCCGGGGGUGGACGUGCAGAGCUUUAGCCUGCGUGCUGAUGCUAAUAGGGUGGACAUUUACGUGGCCACCAAUGAGCACACCUACACCAUCUACCUUCUGACAGGAGAGGUGACCAACAAGCCUCUGUUCGCCAUGGUACUGGUGGACCAGAAGAAGAUUGUGUUUGAGAAAGCAGCAGGAGUGCUGAACGACACGCCAGAGGAGGUGGAGGAGUAUGUCAACGUAGUAGAGGACAACCUCCAGCAUGCCAAGCCUGUUUUUCAGCAGCUGGAGAGACACAUUUUGGGCAGGGUACUCAACACGGCUAGCUUCCGCAAUGCAGCUGAGCGCCUCCUACAGUUCUCAGACAAGAAGAAGACAGAAGAGGCUAUCGAGAAAAUGUUUGCUCUGACUAAGAAACAGGGCAAAGGAAAGGGGGCCAAGAAAGCCUUGGGGAACCUUGGGAACGAGCUCUCAGAGAGCCUGCCUGACAUAUUUGCACAGAUCGAGGUGAGUGAGAAGAAACAGAGAUCGAAGAGCACAAAGCGGAUUAUUGAGGAGAGCUCAGAGGAGGAUGGAGACUCCAGGGCGUUUAUGGAUUAUGGAGACUCAAAUAAAGGCAGGAAGGGUGGCUUUGUGAAGGGUCGCAAGUUCAAGGAGGUCCACAUGUCGGCAACAGCCAAGAGUGACAGUCUGUCAAACGUAGCCUCUUAUAUCAGACUAUUCCUAAUCUUAAACAUAGCCACCUUCUUCCUGCUACUGGCUGUGUUAUUGACACGCUUCCAGAGAGGCAGAAGUCUACACACCCAAAGGUGUUUCUAUGGCAUUCUCCUCAUCGACAGCUUCAUUUUACUCUGCCUCUACUCUUCCUGCUCUCGCACACAGUGUUGACAUCAUUACUGUUCAAUGACGGGGAAUGUCAAUGUACAGACAGACCUAUUGAACUAUUGUAGUUCGCCAUGGGUGAUUAAAAUGCACCAUACACCUCAGUCUGAGCCAAAUCUACCUGAUGGGUGUCCAGGAAAUCAUUAAUUCCAAAUAGGAAUUGAUAAACUUGACGAUAUUAAGCCAGACCACCUCUGAGAUCCUAAGCUUCUGUGGAGCUUGAGAAUGGAGUCUGUAUAAACUUUGUCAUGUACAGUUUUUAGAUUAGACCCCCUGACUCAUAUCAAAGAUCUCCAAGGCUAGCCACUAAAAUGCAGAUGUCUCUGCCUCUCUCUGUGUAUGUUUUGACAUGCAGUCUAAGUCAUAAAUAAUAUAGAAAGGUCGGGUGAUUGUGGAGGCCAGGUCAUCUGAUGCAGCACUCCCAUCACUCUCCUUGGUCAAAUAGCACUUACACAGCCUGGAGGUGUGUUUUGGGUCAAUGUCCUGUUGAAAAACAACUGAUAGUCCCACUAAGCGCAAACCAGAUGGGAUGGCGUAUCGCUGCAGAAUGCUGUAGUAGCCAUGCUGGUUAAGUGUGCCUUGAAUUCUAAAUAAAUCACAGACAGUUUCACCAGCAAUGCACCCCCACACUAUCACACUUCCUCCUCCAUGCUUCACGGUGGGAACCACACAUGCAGAGAUAAUCCAUUCACCUACUGUACUCUGUGUCUCACAAAGACACUGCCGUUGGAACCAAAAAUCUCACAUUUGGACUCGUCAGACCAAAAGACAGAUUUCCACUGGUCUAAUAUACAUUGCGCGUGUUUCUUGGCCAAGCAAGUCUCUUCUUCUUAUUGGUGUCCUUUAGUAGUGUUUUCUUCGCAGCAAUUCGACCAUGACGGCCUGAUUCACGCAGUCUCCUCUGAACAGUUGAUGUUGAGAUGUGUCUGUUACUUGAACUCUGAGAAGCAUUUAUUAGGGCUGCAAUUUGACGUGCAGUUAAUUCUAAUGAACUCUGGGUCUUCCUUUCCUGUGGCGGUCCUCAUGAGAGCCUGUUUCAUCAAAGCGCUUGAUGGUUUUUGUGACUGCACUUGAAGAAACGUUCAAAGUUUUUGAAAUGUUCCGUAUUGACUGACCUUCAUGUCUUAAAGUAAUGAUGGACUGUCGUUUCUCUUUGCUCAAGCUGUUCUUGAUGAUGGGACUUGGUAUUUUACCAAAUAGGGCUAUCUUCUGUAUACCUCCCCUACCUUGUCACAACACAACUGAUUGGCUCAAACUCAUUGAGAAGUUCCAUAAAUGAACUUUUAACAAGGCACACCUGUUAAUUGAAAUGCAUUCCAGGUGACUACCUCAUGAAGCUGGUUGAGAGAAUGCCAAGAGUGUGCAAAGCUGUCAUCAAGGCAAAGGCUGGCUACUUUGAAGAAUAUAAAAUAUAUUUUGAUUUGUUUAACACUUUUUUGGUUACUACAUGAUUCCAUAUGCGUUAUUUCAUAGUUUUGAUGUCUUCACUAUUAUUCUACAAUGUAGAAAAUAGUCAAAAUAAAGAAAACCCCUGGAAUGAGUAGGUGUGUCCAAACUGUUGACUGGUACUGUAUGUUCAAACAAGAUAUAUUUUUGUGUUAUUUUCUACUCUUUGCAAUGAAAAAGGAACAAUAUGCACAGAUUUGCAAUGCUAUUGUCAUUGUGUGUUUGCUUUUGCCUGAUGAAUGUGGGGACUUUGCAGAUAUAAAACAGUAGAAAUAUGUUACUUCAGGUGACAGGCAGUGGUCCUCUCUGUGUCUAUAACUGCAGCAUGAUACUAUUGCAUUCCACCAAAUUGGCUUAACUGCAAAACAGAAAACAUUGUCAUCCCCAUUUAAGUCUUGUGAUAUUGUUCUAUAGCUGUCAGGGUCCAUGUAAUUCCAUUUAGAUUAAUAGACUUUUGAAUAUUAAUUUUACUUCUGUAAUAGAUUUACUUUCAUGCUCUCAAAUGCUUGUCAACAAUAUGUUGGUGAAGGCCAUUCCAUUAUGCUAGCGUUGAUUUUCCAUCACAAAACCCACCUAAUAUAAUUACACACUUGAACCUCCUGAUUUUAUAAUGUGGCAUUAUUUUGAAACAUUUGUCAUUACUGCCCAUGUUUAUUGUUACUGUCUAUUCUAAUGGGUCUACAGGCGGCAUAACAGGGAUGAGGGUUUUUGUGUUAUUUUGAUGGGAUAUGUACCUUGGUAAGGAGGAAACCGCUACUCUGCUAAUUAUGGGAUUGUUAGGGAAGGGAGAACUAAAUGCUAGGAGAGGGGUAGAUUUUCGGUGGGUUUUGGUAGACGAGAUUUUCGGGAAAUAUGUAAAUAGUCCUGCACCUGUACAUACUGUAUGUAUACAGACAUACAGGUAACUACAAAAAUAAUGGAAACACUUGAGUAAAUGAGGCAUACAAAUUGUAUUGAAAGCAGGUGCUUCCACACAGGUGUGGUUCCUGAGUUAAUUAAGCAAUUAACAUCCCAUAAUGCUCAGGGUCAUGUAUAAAAAUGCUUUGCGGGACUAUAUUUUGGUUACCAUGGCUAUACCCCUGUAGGAUAACAGUGCUCCCAUCCACAGGGCAUGGGUGAUCACUGAAUGGUUUGAUGAGCAUGAAACAUCUUAGUCACCACAUCUCAACCCAAUUGAAGACAUAGAAAGAGGAGGAAGGGAAGCGUUACUAAGGUACACAAUAGUACAUUUUGGUAGAUAGAAGGUGCUCAUUGGUAAAAGGGGUAAAUUGGUCAUCAAAAAGAAAGGAGGACCAAGCAACUCUUCAUAUAAUUGAUUAAAAUGCCUUUAUUAGUAUGGCAUGUUCAAUAGAAACAAAGUUUUUAAAAACCGACGCGUUUCGGCUGCAUGGUCUUUGUCAGGGAGUACAAAAAAAAAGGAAUAGAAUGUCUCUUUUGAACACCUUUUCAAUUAGCCAAUUGAACACUUAUGGGAGAUUGUGGAGUGAUGUCUGAGACAGCGUUUUCCACCAACAUCAUCAACAAAACACCAAAUGAUUUAAUUCCUUGUGGAAGAAUGGCAUCACAUCCCUCCAAUAGAGUUCCAGACACUUGUAGAAUCUAUGCCAAUGUGCAUUGAAGCUGUUCUGUCUUGUGUUGGCCCAACGCCCUAUAAGACACUUUAUGUUGGUGUUUCCUUUAUUUUGGCAGUUACCUGUAUCUGUCCUCAAUUUAGUGUGUGUAUGAUCACGUUUUCCUCAGAUCAGGAGGUUGGUUGUAGGAAGAGGAUGCAGCUAUCAAUAUUUACUCACUAUUACCCAGUCCCACAGAUAACAAGGAGAGACAUGCAAACAAGUCUUUAGUUCCUUUGACGUGUUUUGCACAUGUGAGGGUGGGCUCUGUCCAACUAUCUUUGUAUGAGUCUUUCUCUCUCUCUGUGUAAGAUAGACACAUUCCCAGACGUGUCCUGAACAUGUGCAAGUCAAUAUUAUGGCCUAGAGCAGGGAUCAUCAACUAGAUUCAGCCGCGGGCCGAUUGUUUCUUGAGUGGAUGGUCGUGGGGCCAGAACACACUUACAAAUCAUUUGUAGACUGUAAAUUGACCGCAAGAAGCCCAAAUGUACAUAAUAUUUUACAAAAAAAGUAUAAUUUCAAACCUUGCUUACAUUUGUAUAUGAUCACGUAUAUGAUCUCUCUAUUAUGCGUGGAAAUACUUGGGGACAGAUUUCCCAAAUUAAAAUCACUUAUAGCUGAUUUCCUGGUAUUUUUACAAUUUUUUAUGUCCAACAAUGAAAAUGUUGCUUAGAAGACUUGGGGGGCCAAAUAAAACCACCUGUGGGCCGCCAGUAGUGGAACCCUGGUCUAGAAUCUAGACACAUGACUCCUCAGCCUGCAAGUGGGAGGAGCUACAACCCAUGACAGUGUUGCCACUAGUUGGAUUCAGUUUGAUUAGGUGAGUGUGGUGCUCAAUACACUAUACCACUAUUGCCUAAUCGUGCUGUAUCUUGCCAAUGAAUUUAACUAAACUAUGAGUAAUGGAAGCCCUAGCCUUUUGUGACAGCGCCGAGAUUUGUCUCUGGAUACCGAGAUUAUGAAAGCAUUUAUGACAAUCAAGUAGCAGCUUUUGGUCAGGGAUUGCACGCAACAAACAACAAUCAGAAUUCAUUGUUUUGCCAUCUCAUUAAAUAACACAUGUUCACCUUUUUUUUCAAUAAAGAGUUUUACGCAAGA